This is a messenger RNA of Alligator sinensis (Chinese alligator), 3087 nucleotides long. It is a transcript of the gene FXR2, whose product is annotated as FMR1 autosomal homolog 2. The transcript has 15 exons. Gene Ontology annotation, molecular function: protein homodimerization activity; mRNA 3'-UTR binding; translation regulator activity. The record is from RefSeq and is a predicted model, not a curated record. NCBI's taxonomy places the organism in Eukaryota, Metazoa, Chordata, Crocodylia, Alligatoridae. Bases 152 to 2440 code for a protein of 762 amino acids. Gene Ontology annotation, biological process: regulation of dendritic spine development; regulation of alternative mRNA splicing, via spliceosome; regulation of translation at postsynapse, modulating synaptic transmission. Gene Ontology annotation, cellular component: axon; dendritic filopodium; postsynaptic density.
CAUGGGAUAGUUGUCAGAGGGCUGGAUGAGGUCAGGAAUUCUCACCAUGAGGUCCCUGAUCCUGGCUCCAGGCAGUCAGCAGAUCUCACACGCUAUGGGAUCCAGAUGACAGAUAGGUCCCUCUGUUCCUCUCAGCAGGGACUCACCCACAAUGAUGAUGCAGUGUUUCUUCUUCUGCUUACCUGGCCAGCCCUCAGCUCGCUCGGUAAUGGCAGCAGGCCCCUCCAGUGCACUUUCCCCCACUACACACUCCUCCAGUGCAGCCAGGGCCUCAUACUUAUUCCCCAACUGCACCGGAGGAGCUGUCUCUGCAGUGAGAGGCCUGACCCCUAAGAUGACCAUCCUCCACGCACCAGCAUCUGCUUCAGGGCAUUCCCUCGCAGCUUGUCCGCCAGACAUCUUGUGCCCCGGACCCCACGUCCCUUCUGGGGGAAGACAGGCUCAGCCUCACGCUGUCUGCUUUUCUCCUCCCUUGCAGGGCUACGUUAAAGAUGUCCAUGAAGACUCCGUCACCAUAGCCUUUGAGAACAACUGGCAGCCCGAGAGGCAGAUUCCCUUCAGUGACGUGCGCCUGCCCCCGCCCACUGACUAUAGCAAGGAGAUCACGGAAGGGGACGAAGUGGAGGUCUACUCCCGAGCCAAUGAGCAUGAGCCGUGCGGCUGGUGGCUGGCCAGGGUCCGCAUGAUGAAAGGGGACUUCUAUGUAAUCGAAUAUGCUGCCUGCGACGCCACCUACAAUGAGAUUGUCACAUUGGAGCGGCUUCGGCCUGUCAACCCCAACAAAGUGGCCAACAAGGGCACCUUCUUCAAGCACACCAUCGCCGUCCCGGAUGACCUCAAGGAGGCGUGCUCAAACGACAAUGUGCACAAGGAGUUCAAGAAGGCAGUGGGCGCCAACUGCAUCUUUCUGCACGUGGCCAGCAGCGAGCUCUACAUCCUGUCCACGACGGAGUCGACAGUGAAACGAGCCUCACUGCUGGGCGACAUGCACCUGCGCAGCAUCCGCACCAAGCUCCUGCUCAUGUCCCGCAAUGAGGAGGCCAACAAGCACCUGGAGACCAGUAAGCAGCUGGCCUCGGCCUUCCAGGAGGAGUUCCGGGUGCGUGAGGACCUGAUGGGCCUGGCUAUCGGCACGCAUGGCGCCAACAUCCAGCAGGCGCGGCGCGUGCCUGGCGUCACCGCCAUUGAGCUGGAUGAGGACACAUGCACCUUCCGCAUCUACGGCGAGACACCCGAAGCCUGUAAGCAGGCCCGCAGCUACCUGGAAUUCUCCGAGGACUCGGUGCAGGUGCCCCGGAACCUUGUUGGUGAGUUCCCAGCAGCCCCUGGGGCUACAGUGGCCUGGUGGAGCCUGGCAUUCAGUGCGGGUGUUGUUUCCCCCCUGAUUAACCCUUUUCUGCCCCGCCCUCAGGGCAUGGUCCCCUUCAUCUUUGUGGGGACGCGAGAGAACAUCAGCAAUGCCCAGGCCCUGCUAGAGUAUCACCUUUCCUACCUGCAGGAGGUGGAGCAGCUGCGCCUGGAGCGGCUGCAGAUUGAUGAGCAGCUCCGGCAGAUUGGGAUGGGCUUCCGGCCGCUGUCCAGCCGGGCUGACAAGGAGCGGGGUGGCUAUGCCACCGAUGACAGCACCUCGUCCUCCCUGCACGGCCCCCGCACGUAUGGCGGCAGCUAUGGUGGGCGGGGCCGUGGGCGCCGCGGGCCCAACUCUGGCUAUGGCACCAGCUCGGACAUGUCCAAUGCCUCGGAGACGGAGACAGAGAGGCGGGAUGAGGCAGAGCGCCCGGCGGGUGGUGAGAGGGACCCCCACCCCCGCCCCGAAGAUGGGCGGCGGCGCCCGGGAGUGGGCCGGGGCCGGGGGCCCCCUCAAACCCCCCGGGGUGGGGGAGGAGGGGGCAGCAAGUACAGCAGCUCUUCCAUCAGCUCAGUGCUCAAGGACCCCGACAGCAACCCCUACAGCCUGCUGGAUACGGCCGAGACGGAUGCCACGGCUGAUACGGACGCCAGCGAGUCGCAGCCAGUCCCCAGUCGCCGGCGCCGCUCCCGGCGCCGCCGCACUGAUGAGGAUGCCACCGUCAUGGAUGGAGCCACCGAGUCUGAUGGACUCUCGGUGGCUGAAAAUGGCCUGGAGGAUGACUCAAAACCCCAGCGACGCAACCGGAGCAGGCGCCGCCGUAACCGUGGCAACCGCGUGGAUGGGUCCAUCAGCCGGGACCGGCAGCCAGUGACUGUGGCCGACUACAUCUCCCGGGCAGAGUCCCAGAGCCGCCAGCGUCCCCCUCAGAAGGAGCCGCGGGAGCCCUCUGCUGAGGGCUCCACCCCCCAACAAAAGACGGACACCAUUGCUGCCACUGCCAAAGUGGCCAAUGGCCCCUCGGAGAAUGGGGACCUGGCUGAGCUCCCUGCCCCCCCGGAGGUUGCCGCCCUUGUCAAUGGGGUCUCCUAAAUCUGGCCCUGUCCCCCCUUUGUUAAUUAACGACACCCCCCCUUAAUUAACCCCCUGCUUGCAUCUGGAGCCAGCCACCUCCACCCAUCUCUCUCGCUCGUGCCCCACCCCACGCCGCCGCGCUCGCGACUCUACCUGCUGCCGCUUGCCAAAGAGAGGGAAUGCUGGUCAGGGCCCGCUCCACCAUUAGGGCCUAAUGAGGCGGCUUCUUCCCUUGAUUCCCUGGGGUGGUGAGUGGGGGGUAAGAGAUCUUCCCUGCCCUACCGUUUGGGGGAGGGGGGCAGCUGUAAUUAAUACCCCCCUCGUUAAUUAACCCUGGGAAGCCCCACUGAGACUUUUUUUGUGCCUUCUGAGAUCUGCCCGGAGCGAGAAAAGUCCCCACCCGCAGGUCUUCUAUGCCCUGCCCCUUUUAUUCCACCCCCCACUGUCCCCUCCCUUUAAAACAGGCCCAGAAUGGCCCGUUUUCAACCCAAACAUCUCCCCAGUCUUUAUGUUUUUGGAAGCGUUGAAGGAGCCACAGUCUUUUUUCUUCUUGGUACCCCCCCAUGUGGGGCCCUCAGUUGAGUUCUUUUCUGGGGGCGAGGGGGGAAUAACCCUAGGAGGUGGAUGGAUUUUUCUGUUGCUCCUUUUCUGACACUGUGGAAGGG